This is a messenger RNA of Rhizoctonia solani, 1053 nucleotides long. Its product is annotated as metallo-beta-lactamase superfamily domain-containing protein. The coding region runs from base 1 to 1053 and encodes 350 amino acids. The record is from RefSeq and is a predicted model, not a curated record. The transcript has 3 exons. Gene Ontology annotation, biological process: secondary metabolite biosynthetic process. NCBI's taxonomy places the organism in Eukaryota, Fungi, Basidiomycota, Agaricomycetes, Cantharellales, Ceratobasidiaceae.
AUGGGACCUCUCGUCACUCGCAUACUGGGUCAGAAUCCUGGAAAAUUCACGCUUCAAGGAACCAACACUUAUCUUAUCGGCCGCUCAGCACCCUACAUCCUCAUUGACACGGGCGAGGGCAAGCCCGAAUAUAUCCCUCAACUCCGCACUACUCUCGAAUCUUCGUCCAACGGCCAAUGUCCAAUUAGUGACAUAAUUAUUACCCACAAGCAUCAGGAUCAUCAUGGAGGCUUGAUCGACGUUCUAGAUUUCCUCUCAUCCCAACGCUCCACAAACUCUACAGAAUCUUGGCAUCCUCCUUGCAUCCAUCUCCACCCAUUGCCCGCUGGCGUCACUGAUUCCAGCUUGACCGCUACAAUCUCUCGACUCAAGUUCGGUGAUUUCACCCCGAAGUCUGACUGUACCGUUUUGUUCCCCCUGAGCGAUGGUCACCAGGUUCAAACUGCCGACGCAUCCGCUAUGCUCGAGGUUGUUCACACACCCGGUCACACGGCCGAUUCAAUUUCUCUCAUCCUCUUUGACUUGAGCGAGGCCAAAUCUCCUGUUCCGGUAGCUUUGUUCACAGCUGACACCGUCCUUGGAGCCGGAACUGCGGUAUUCGAAGAUCUUUCUCUGUAUAUGCAAAGUCUCCGGCGCCUUGUUGAGCUUCCUAUUUGGACCCACUCCAUCACACUUCAUCCGGGACAUGGCCCUGCGGUCCCACCCGAGUCAUCCAAAUCGCACAUUGAGACCUAUAUCUCUCACCGGCAGGCAAGGGAAAACCAGAUUGUUGACGUAUUCAAGAAGAGUCAUGGGAAAACCACGGUUGGUCAUAUAGUUGAGUCAUUAUACGCCGAGUACCCCCGCACAUUGUGGCCCGCCGCGGCACACAGCGUCGGUCUCCAUUUACAGAAACUCGGGAUUGAAGGAAAGAUUAAGAGGCCAGGUGAAAAGCCAGUGUCGGAUGUAGGGGAAUACGAUGGUGUCAAGAUGGAGCAAGUUGGUGCCGCCGGUAUGGACGCUGAAUGGGAGUGGGCCGGGUUCGAGGCACCGGGUACUGAGACAAAGUUGUGA